AAUAAAGGAAUUGGCUAUGCGAUCGUACGGAACCUUGCCAUAAACUAUUCAAACUCUUCACCAUCUCAGCCACUUACAAUUUUAUUGACAGCACGUAAUCCAACAUUGGGACAAAAUUCAACAGAAAAAUUACAUGAAGAAUUGAAACCUAAAAAUAUUUUAGUAAAUGAUGGUGGAAAUGUAGAUUUGAAAUAUCUGAGAAUGGAUUUAACAGAUGAACAAAGUAUUAAAGAUGCCAAAGAGGUUAUUGAAAAAGAUUAUGGAGGACUUGACGUUUUAAUUAAUAAUGCGGGAAUGGCAUUCAAAGGGAUUGCAUUCGAUGUCAACGUUGUUCGUACAACAUUUGCCACAAACUUUUACGGUACCCUUAACGUAAUCAAUAAUCUAUAUCCUCUUAUUCGCCCAAAUGGUCGUAUCGUUAACGUUUCUAGUUGGCUUGGAAAAUCUCAUAUUUUGAAUGAUGCUUUGAAGCAAGAGUUUGCUAAAGAGGAUUUGGAUAUGGAUGGGUUAAUUAGUUUAUUGAAGAGAUUUGAGAAUGCUGUAGAGAAAGACACAUAUAUACAAGAAGGGUGGCCCCGUCAAGCGUAUGGAGUGUCGAAAGUUGGUGUAUCAAUAAUGUCAAGAAUUUUGGGUCAUCGCGCUGAUAAAGAAGGUAAAAAUAUUAAAGUAUUUGCAUGUGAUCCUGGUUGGGUUAAAACGGAUAUGGCUGACCAAGGUGCAGAAACACCAGUGUUUCUUGCUCUCGACGAGGAUGUUGUACCUAAAAGUCAAAAUGGAACUUUUUGGAAAGAUUGCAAGGCUGUUGAAUGGUAG
Molecule: messenger RNA, 813 nt
Organism: Dentiscutata heterogama
Lineage: Eukaryota; Fungi; Glomeromycota; Glomeromycetes; Diversisporales; Gigasporaceae
Source: the annotation of a GenBank genome assembly